AUGGAGCUGGUGACGGAGGUGGUGGCAAAGCAUAAACCAAGUGGUAACGGAAGUGGUGCGAUGGUGCCAGAGUUCGGCUGGAGCCCAGGGCCGGAAACCGGAGAGGCCACCCAUGGGGCGGCCGGCGCCGAAGACUGGCGGGACGGACUGCUGGGCGCUUUCUCCACCGGGCUACCCACACCGAAUGGGACGGCCGAAAGCAGCCCGACGGUGGACUUUUUGUCGAUCCUGCCGCUGUGGCGGCUCAUCGUGUGGAACAUCCUGUUCGCCGGCAUCGUCAUCACCGCGACCGUCGGUAAUCUGAUCGUGGUGUGGAUCGUCCUGUCCCACAAGCGGAUGCGCACGGUGACAAACUAUUUUCUCGGCGCCGACGCAAUGGUUUCUACGCUGAACGUCACCUUCAACUACACGUACAUGCUCUACCUGGACUGGCCGUUCGGCACGAUGUACUGCAAGAUCUCGCAGUUCGUCGCCAUCCUCAGCAUCUGCGCUUCCGUGUUCACGCUGAUGGCCAUCGCGAUAGAUAGGUACGUAGCCAUCAUGAACCCGCUGAAGCCACGCAUGGGCCGAAAGGCGACGCUGUGCGUUGCGGCCGGCAUCUGGAUCGUGGGCACGAUAAUCUCCAGCCCGAUGCUGCUGUUCUUCACCACCUACAACCUGAACGACCACAUCCUGUGUUACGCCGAGUGGCCGGACGGUGCCUCGAACCAUUCCGCCCAGGAGUACGCGUACAACAUCGUGUUCAUGAUUCUUACCUACUUCCUACCGAUCGGCUCGAUGACCUACACCUACGCCCGGGUCGGGUUGGAGCUGUGGGGCUCCAAGAGCAUCGGCGAGUGCACCCAACGCCAGCUGGAGAACAUCAAAAGCAAACGCCGGGUCGUUAAAAUGAUGAUGAUUGUGGUGAUAAUCUUCGCCGUUUGCUGGCUUCCGUUCCACUUCUACUUCAUCAUCACCUCCUACUACCCGGAGCUGACGAAAAAGCCGUACAUCCAGGAGGUCUACCUCGCCAUCUACUGGCUCGCGAUGAGCAACUCGAUGUACAAUCCGAUCAUUUACUGUUGGAUGAACUCACGGUUUCGGCGAGGAUUCCAGCAGUUCUUCCGGUGCUGCCCGUUCGUGCGCGUCAUGCCCGACAACCCGAGCAGCCACCGGCGGAUCGGUACCGAACGUUCGUUCCUUUACAACGGUGCCGGCCACUCGCCCGGCAGCCAACGGAAAUGGCAGGGCCACAUGAGACGGGCGAAUACGCUGCCAGCGAACCGGCUGAACCACCAAACCACCAGCAUGUGCUGCCCGGGUCUCGACGAUAGCUAA
Molecule: messenger RNA, 1317 nt
Organism: Anopheles cruzii
Lineage: Eukaryota; Metazoa; Arthropoda; Insecta; Diptera; Culicidae
Gene: TkR99D
Product: tachykinin-like peptides receptor 99D
Exons: 9
Coding region: 1-1317 (438 amino acids)
Biological process (GO): G protein-coupled receptor signaling pathway
Cellular component (GO): plasma membrane
Molecular function (GO): tachykinin receptor activity
Source: RefSeq, a predicted model, not a curated record